Molecule: messenger RNA, 1891 nt
Organism: Fusarium verticillioides 7600
Lineage: Eukaryota; Fungi; Ascomycota; Sordariomycetes; Hypocreales; Nectriaceae
Exons: 4
Coding region: 248-1645 (465 amino acids)
Biological process (GO): proteolysis
Molecular function (GO): aspartic-type endopeptidase activity
Source: RefSeq, a predicted model, not a curated record
CAUCUUCAUCUUCAUCUUCGUCUCACUCCUUUGUAUUAAACUGCCGACGCUAAAUAAAUACCUUGGAAUUAAGCUUAUUUCUUUCUUUCUCAUCGUACAAAGUCCAUAUAUAUAUAUACAUAUAUUUUUUUGGUUUUCGUUUCUUGUUAUACAUCUUUAUACCGUUGCAGAUCGACGCGUGCUAGAGUUUCAUCGUGCACACCAGUCAUCAACUCUAUUCGCCCGCCUCCCAAUUGACUUUGGCACAAUGCGAACCUUUACGCUCCUAACGUCUCUCGCCGUUGGGGUUUCUGCUGGCACUGUCUCUGCUCCAAUUGUAAAGCAAAGAUUCCACCAUGAAUCGUCCCUUCACAGCCGCGACACUCUCAGUCUCGCUGCUCUGAACAAUAUCACAGGGGGUGGAUAUUACGCCGAAUUUCAAGUCGGUACCCCAGGUCAAAACAUUAGCUUUCAGCUUGACACAGGCAGCAGUGAUACUUGGCUCAACUCAGAUGAGACCGAUCUCUGCAAUAGCAGAACCAAGCAAGAGGCUAUUGGCCCUUGUAUGACUACAUUUAAACCUGACGACAGUCGUACCUAUAAACUGGUCGACCCUGAUGGAUUCGACAUCACCUAUCUUGAUACCCGCUCUAUUAGUGGUGAUUACUUCAACGACACCGUCACCAUUGAUGGAAAAAGCAUCAAGCAGCAGAGACUAGGCCUCGCGACGAAAUCUGUUCGUCCAACGGGCCUGAUGGGCUUGGGCUUCUCUGCAAAUGUCGUCGCUAAUGGGACGUACCCAACCAUUGUCGAGAAUAUGGUGUCUCAGGGCCUGAUCGACCGAGCUGCCUUCAGUCUCUGGCUGAACGACCUCAGUGCUGAGCAAGGAACUAUCCUCUUCGGCGGUCUCGACACUGAAAAGUUCGUCGGUAAGCUUGCAACUCUGCCCCUGUUGCCUGACCCUUCUACUCUCAACCUCACUCACUUCACCGUCGCCUUUGAAGGCUUCGAGGUCAAGACACCAAAGGGCCAGGAGAUCAAGAUAGACAGUCUCAAGAAAGACACCACUGCCAUUCUCGACUCUGGUGCUACCGUCUGCCUCUUGCCAGAGGCCCAAGUAGCACCUAUCUACAAGGCCUUUAACGUCCUGAGUGUGGAGGAUGUCGCUAUCCCCUUUGUAGACUGCGCCUACGGCAAAGACAAGGGCAAGGGUGUUAGCUUCGACUUCAAGUUUGACGGCAAGACAAUCUCUGUUCCCAUGAGCGAGAUGGUCAUCAAUGCCUUCCCCGACAAGCAGGAAAUUUUCGACGACCCUCAAGUCUCUUCCUACUUUGAUGAUUGGGACAGCGUCUGUAUGUUUGGAAUCAGCCCUGUUAGUCAGUAUGGUCUCACUGGGGGCGUUACUCUCCUUGGAGACACAUUCCUGCGCUCUGCCUAUGUUGUUUAUGACCUGGCAAAUGAACAGCUGGGCAUCGCUGAGGCGAACCACAAUACUGACGAGUCAAAUAUUGUUGAACUCAAGGAGAAGGACACCAAAUUCCCAGAUGUUACUGGUAUUGAGGGCACCUCCAGUUCUGAAGAGGACGAUAAUGCCGCCGGUCAUUUGUCUCCUUCUUCCAUGGUGACACUCAUCGUGGCUGCGGGCAUUACAUGGGCUCUCUUGUAAGCAUGGGAAUAGACUGGCAGUGGAAGUUGAAAGCCAGCGUCAGACGUUGCAAGCGAGUUCGCGCAUGUACAUAGAAUCAAGACACUGGUUUCUUCCAGUGCUGUAUUUAAAAAUGAUACCCAUUAGUCAAAGAUGUGCGCCUGUCGUUGGCAUGUCGAGUUUCGUCCUCGGUUCCUCAGCAAAUUCUGAACGCCUUUUCCUAUCUAUGUAUAUCCCAACCUACAAUUACAUUGCCUUUGUAUCAAC